Messenger RNA from Arabidopsis thaliana (thale cress), 1443 nucleotides. RefSeq names its product Cysteine proteinases superfamily protein. The transcript has 4 exons. The record is from RefSeq and is marked reviewed. Gene Ontology annotation, molecular function: cysteine-type peptidase activity. The coding region runs from base 128 to 1216 and encodes 362 amino acids. Gene Ontology annotation, biological process: proteolysis. Lineage: Eukaryota; Viridiplantae; Streptophyta; Magnoliopsida; Brassicales; Brassicaceae.
CUGACCAAUAAAAUAUACAAAAAUAAUAAAGAAAAAUCCCAAAAACACAACUAAUAAUUCAUCUGCCUCUUCUUGUCUUGACGUCAACUGUUUGCAGAAAUCUCACUGAAACUAGAGAGAAAACCAAAUGGCGGCUACUCCAAUCAGAGUUAUAGUCUCAGCUCUUGUGAUCCUCUCGGUAUUACUACUUUCCUCGUCUCUGGGAGUCGCCACAGAGACAGAAAUUGAGCGGAACGAGACAGAGGUGCGGCUGAUGUACGAGCAAUGGCUUGUGGAGAAUCGAAAGAACUAUAAUGGUCUUGGAGAGAAAGAGAGACGAUUCAAGAUCUUCAAAGACAACUUGAAGUUUGUCGAUGAACACAAUUCUGUUCCGGAUCGGACUUUUGAAGUAGGGUUGACCAGGUUCGCUGAUCUAACAAAUGAAGAGUUUAGAGCGAUUUAUUUAAGGAAGAAGAUGGAAAGAACUAAAGAUUCGGUGAAAACUGAGAGAUAUUUGUACAAAGAAGGAGAUGUUUUGCCUGAUGAAGUAGAUUGGAGAGCGAAUGGCGCAGUUGUUUCAGUCAAAGAUCAAGGAAACUGUGGAAGUUGUUGGGCGUUUUCUGCGGUUGGAGCAGUGGAAGGGAUCAACCAGAUCACUACCGGAGAGUUGAUAUCUUUGUCGGAGCAAGAACUCGUUGACUGUGACAGAGGUUUUGUCAACGCUGGAUGUGAUGGAGGUAUCAUGAACUAUGCUUUUGAGUUCAUUAUGAAAAAUGGUGGUAUUGAGACAGAUCAAGAUUACCCUUAUAACGCCAACGAUCUUGGCUUGUGCAAUGCAGAUAAGAAUAACAAUACUCGUGUUGUUACAAUUGAUGGUUAUGAAGAUGUUCCUAGAGACGAUGAGAAGUCUUUGAAAAAGGCUGUUGCUCAUCAACCUGUUAGUGUUGCUAUUGAAGCUAGUAGCCAAGCUUUCCAGCUUUACAAAUCCGGUGUGAUGACAGGAACAUGUGGAAUAUCUUUGGACCAUGGUGUAGUAGUGGUUGGAUAUGGAUCCACAAGUGGUGAAGAUUAUUGGAUCAUUCGCAAUUCAUGGGGGUUGAAUUGGGGAGAUAGCGGUUACGUUAAGCUCCAACGUAACAUCGAUGAUCCAUUUGGGAAAUGUGGUAUAGCAAUGAUGCCUUCUUACCCGACCAAAUCAUCAUUCCCAUCGUCAUUUGAUUUGUUGUCUGAGAUUUGAUUUGAUCUUCCUGUAAAUGAUUAAUAACUAAAUAUUUUUUAUUACAUAAUCCAAUGGGUCAAGUCAAAUAUUUGAAAGUCUCACAACAUGUUCACAUUAAUGAAGAUUCCAAUCUUGUCUUGUGUUUGAAGGAACCUGUUUGGCAGCCGCAGCACAAUCUAAGUCCAGAAAGAAAUGUGAUGCUGAUGGUUUUGGUUGUUGUCACAUGCUCUGUUUUUUUUUCCUUG